Solanum lycopersicum (tomato) is the source of this 853-nucleotide messenger RNA. RefSeq names its product DNA-directed RNA polymerases II and V subunit 6B. Lineage: Eukaryota; Viridiplantae; Streptophyta; Magnoliopsida; Solanales; Solanaceae. The record is from RefSeq and is a predicted model, not a curated record. Gene Ontology annotation, molecular function: DNA binding. Gene Ontology annotation, cellular component: RNA polymerase II, core complex; RNA polymerase I complex; RNA polymerase III complex. Gene Ontology annotation, biological process: tRNA transcription by RNA polymerase III; transcription by RNA polymerase II; transcription by RNA polymerase I.
AAUAUAAUAUAUGAUAUUAAAGGCGCAGAAAGGGCAAAAUAUUUUCAGUUCCAUUUGGUUUCAAAGCUGCGUUCUCUCCGUAUUACACAAAUUGAAAAGAAAGCUUUGACGCCGACGCAACAAUGGCGGACGAUGAUUAUGAUAUGGACGGAGGAUACGUGGACGAGCCAAUGGAUCCUGAACCUGAUGAAGGAGCAGAGAUUGAAGAAGAUAAUGGCAACAAUGACGACAUACCAGAUCCCCUGAUGGGUGAAGGUGAGGAAAAAACAGAGCAGCAAGAACCUGUGGAACGACCUCGUAAAACAUCAAAGUUUAUGACAAAAUAUGAACGUGCGAGAAUCCUGGGAACUCGUGCACUCCAGAUCAGCAUGAAUGCACCUGUGAUGGUUGAGCUGGAAGGAGAAACUGACCCACUUGAGAUUGCAAUGAAAGAGCUCCGAGAGAGGAAGAUACCAUUCACAAUUCGCCGUUACUUGCCUGAUGGAAGUUAUGAAGAUUGGGGAGUUGAUGAAUUGAUUGUUGAGGAUUCAUGGAAGAGACAAGUCGGAGGAACUUGACAGCGGAAGUCCCUCUUUGCUUGUUACUGCAGACUUAUUAGGAAUGUUAUCCGUCGUUUCUGAUUGUCUUACUCUGCUGAAUUGUUGCUGACUUAAUAUUACUAUGAAUAUAUUUUGGAAAACUCAAGUGAUUAGUCGUAUGGGCUGUUUCUUUUAGUACAAGUAUGGGCACCGAGUUUGGUACGCCUUGCAAACGCAACGGAGAUGAUUGCCAGUUGGGUCCUAAGACUCCACAAGUUUGUUAAACACCUUUUAAGCAGUUCUUUUGUUUUAGUAGUUUCUUUCUCAAGUCUUUA